AUGAGGAUUGAAAGAAAGUUAGCGGUUGAAGAGGAAGUCACCAAGUUACUCGGCGUUCACUUCAUUCGGGAGGUGCAAUACACAACAUGGCUGGCGAAUGUGGUCAUGGUCAAAAACUCAAACAGAAAAUGGAGAAUGUGCACCGACUAUACUAGCCUUAACAAGGCGUGCCCGAAGGAUGCUUACCCAUUAUCGAAUAUCGACCGAUUGGUUGACGGGGCGUCGGGGCACAACGUCUUGACCUUUUUGGAUGCCUAUUCCGGAUACAAUCAAAUUCGGAUGCACCCCCGAGACGAGGAAAAAACCGCCUUUAUCACUGAUUCGGCCAACUAUUGUUAUCGAGUGAUGCCAUUCGGCUUGAAGAAUGCGGGGGCCACCUAUCAAAGGCUCAUGGACAAAAUCUUUCGACACCAGCUCGGUAAGAACAUGGAAGUAUAUGUAGACGACAUGGUUGUUAAGUCGGGUAACCUUGACAAACAUGUUGCCGACUUAGCAGAGGAGUUCCAACAGCUCCGGAAACAUGACAUGAGGCUUAACCCUGAAAAAUGCAUCUUCGGGAUAGUUGGUGGCAAAUUCUUGGGUUUUAUGCUUUUGGCGAGAGGCAUUGAAGCUAAUCUAGACAAAUGUCGGGAAAAACUCGGUACUCCAUCAGUCCUCUCCAAGCCCGAUCCCCAACUAGACUUGAUCGUAUACUUAUGUGUAUCGAAUGAAGCAAUCAGUGCAGUAUUGGUACAAGAAAGAGAGACACAGACACCUAUCUAUUUCAUCAACUGCCUACUCCAAGAAUCAGAAGGAAGAUAUCAGCUACUAGAAAAGGUUGCGCUUGGACUCGUCCACACAGCUCAGCAACUCCAACAAUAUUUCCAAAGCCACUGGGUUAUAGUGUGCACCGAUUGUCUGAUUGCCAAGGUUUUGAGGAAACCUGAGUUAGCGGGACGAAUGAUGGCUUGGUCAAUUAAGUUAUCAGAGUUUGACAUUACAUUUGAACCAAGGGGCCCGAUCAAAUCACAAUGCUUGGUCGAUUUCGUAAAUGAACUUCAGCCGAAAGGGCACUUUGAGAGCGAUCAGUGGGUGAUGCAUGUAGAUGGCUCCUCUAAUAAUCGAGGUAACGGGGCUGGAAUAAUUCUUGAAGGACCCACAGGUUUGGCACUCGAACAAUCUCUACACUUUGCUUUCAAGGCGUCAAACAACCAAGCCAAGUAUGAGGCGCUGUUAGUAGGUCUUAGAUUGGCACAAGAGGUCGGGGUCAAAAGAUUGAUUUAUUGGACAGACUCCUAG
Cajanus cajan (pigeon pea) is the source of this 1278-nucleotide messenger RNA. RefSeq lists its product as uncharacterized. The record is from RefSeq and is a predicted model, not a curated record. Gene Ontology annotation, molecular function: nucleic acid binding; RNA-DNA hybrid ribonuclease activity. NCBI's taxonomy places the organism in Eukaryota, Viridiplantae, Streptophyta, Magnoliopsida, Fabales, Fabaceae.